AUGAAUGCUAGUCUAUUGAAAACAGAUUCCGAUAGUUACAAUAUUGGAGAAAUUGUAUGGGCGAGACAUGAUCAGGAUGGCAUGUACUGGCCAGGAAGAAUAACAUUUUCUUCGAAUCAAGUAACGGACACGAAUUUACAAGUCAAAUUAUGGUCGUAUUUUGUUCAAUUUUUCGGAUAUAAUCAAACAAUAUGGACGGUGGAUGUUCUGUCCUACAGACAAUAUCGGGACUAUAUGUCAAAACAUUUACUAGCACAUUACGAUUCUUCUCCACAAUUGAAAUAUCAAUUUUUAAAUGCUAUUAAUUAUGCUGAUGUGAAUGAGAACUCCAUUCCAGUAUCCACUUCCAUUGUUACAACUUCACAAAUUUCCACUCUCUACCCUACAAAUGACUACUCACCCGACACAUUUCCUAUAUAUGGAUCAGCUCCUCCUCACAACACGCAAUUUCCUUCAAAUAAUUCUUGCUCAUGUUGUACACAACCUCCAUUAAUCUCCACUAACCAGUUGUCUGUUGACACAGAUUUAAAUCCAUUAUUACAAUCUAAUAAUGAUUCUUACACAUUUCAAACUCAACCAACAGAUACAGUUCCAAAAUUGAAUUCGAUCAAUAUCGUUACGACGAAAACAUACUCCAACGCGUCCUUCAUCUCCUUCGUUUUCAAUUCACUUUCCGCCUUCUUCCAUACUUCACUCAUCUACAUCGAACAUUUACCCAACUACCAGCAUCCAUCAGCCACCUCACUCACUUAUCUCAUUUGUUUCGAUCAGUUCGAUGCAUCACUUCAACACGCUCUCGAUGCCACCAUUCUCAACAAUCUCAGCGCACAUGUCAACUAUCACUUUCUGCUCGUCAAUGCACCAUGUCAAUCACUUGUGAAACACUUGUAUGCGAGAAUCAUGGAUCAACGGAGCAUUCUCGUAGUUGAUUAUCGAUCGACACUCGAUGAUGAUGCACUGUUGUUAUGCUCAGGAAAUCGUGAAACAUAUGAGAUGCUUCGAUCAACGUUACUGAAGUAUCUCUGUUCCAAAGUGAAGUAUAUCGAAUCACGAGACGCUGAAGAACGACAUACCAAUGCAAUCAAUAAUGUUAAACAGGAACCUAUCGUAGAAACGUCAAAUCAACCGUUGGAACUACAGCUUGUUGGAAGUUAUCAAAAUGCUGCUCAUGAACGUUUGCUCACGACGACAACCCAAAGGAAAAUGAAACAUGAAAAGGUAUUAAAUGGAGGCAAAAUAUUGAAACGUAAACGACAGAAACAUUCCUCAAAGCAUAGAAGAUUAUCUGCAACACCCGCGAAUUAUUAUGUUCGAAAUAUUCUUCAUGAUUAG
Molecule: messenger RNA, 1332 nt
Organism: Adineta ricciae
Lineage: Eukaryota; Metazoa; Rotifera; Eurotatoria; Adinetida; Adinetidae
Source: the annotation of a GenBank genome assembly